Messenger RNA from Parathielavia appendiculata, 493 nucleotides. RefSeq lists its product as uncharacterized. The transcript has a single exon. NCBI's taxonomy places the organism in Eukaryota, Fungi, Ascomycota, Sordariomycetes, Sordariales, Chaetomiaceae. The record is from RefSeq and is a predicted model, not a curated record. The coding region runs from base 143 to 406 and encodes 87 amino acids.
CGAGUGGGAAAGUCCAUGAAGCGAUGCAAUCACUGGAGGAUACGGCCACUACGCCGAGGAGACCCACAAAUCAUGCUACGCGAAGCACCGCAUCGAAAGUAACACAUGUGCUAGGCUUAAACCCACACCCUACUCACCAGAUAUGAACCCGAUCGAGGAGCUCUUUGCCGAGAUCAAGACGUACAUCAGACAACAGCGGAGCAACCACGCCGACCUCUUUGAGAAAGACUUCAGGACGUUUUUGGAAAUGUCUGUUGAUGUUGUCGGUUCUCGGCGGAGAGUGCUGAAGGUCACUUUCGUCACUCUGGCAUUUCCAUUGUAUAUCCUCGUGAAUGAUAGUGUUGUUACUAUAGAAAUAAAAUCGUAUUGUGCUAUACCUAUUCCUUCUCUUCUAGCCAAGCCUUGACCUUGCUAACAAAUUGGAUUGCAAUCCCUCGCUUUACCCCCUCUCAACAACGGACUUGGCUUCUAGAUCCUGGGCGGAGAAGAGCCG